AUGCGCUGGCACCGGAACCCCUUCUUCCACACGGCGGUGCUUCCACCCUCCGUUGCGCCGUCUGCCCGCCAGUCCACUGAUCUUGACGGAGCAACCGCCGCGGCCGCUGCCGCAAACAGGGCCGCCGUCUUGGCCGAUGACGUCGAAGCCAUCGCAGCCACUGGGCCUCAAGCGACCUCUUCUGCCGUUGCCAAUGUCGAUAGCACUCCCCAGGGCCUCCUCGCCGAGGCUGCCAAGCUUGCUGUCGAACAGACCCACCACCCUCGUCUCAGCUUCCUGGCCCGCAGACACCAUGAACCCAGCAUUCCGCGCCUGACCAUCCUCGAGCCCAGUGACCACUUGACGCCGUACCAGUUCUUUUACAUCUUCAUCAUCGAUGGAAUGGGCGCCUUUAUCCUCUCUGGCGCCAUCAACUUUGCCAUUGCCUAUGCAAUGUAUAAAACAAUCAACUCGGACAAGCACCCCAUCCGGCUCUUUCAAUUCCCAAACACCAUAGCCGGCGAUGCUGCCCUUACCGUCUUCAUCCAGUGCGUCAUCACCUGGUUCAUCGAGCUGAUUCUCGUGAACCGGGACAUCCGAUCCGGCCACAUCCAGCCGAUCGGCUUCAUCCCCGAGCCGGCCAAUGCGCUGCUCCGCUGGUUCUUGCUGCUCGAUCGUCUGCCUGCGACAGGCAGCAGUGGCAGUGGUAACAACGGUGAGACCAGCGGUAGCGGAAGCGGUAACGCUAGCGGUGGUGAUGAUGAAAUCUUCCGACCCCUUUCAGCACCGCACGACGCCAACUGCCGCUGCGAUAAACACGUGGAGCCAUAUGAACCGGGCUCACUGAAGCACUGGAUGUUCUUCUUGGUAUCGCAGCUGAUCCGCGCGCUAAUGCUGGGCGUUCUCGCUUUUCUGCUCGUGUGGGGGCCCGCGAUCGGCAUCAUGACGGCCGUGGGCGAUCACCACAACGGCGACUGGUGGUUUGACUCGUCAUCUUGGGCACCGCCCAUCUUCAAACUCAUUUAUGGCGGCGUGCUUGCCCUCCUGACAACGCCGUUGUUUGUCAUAUUCUGGCUAGUGCGCUGUGGUUGGGCUCUGCAGGCCAACCAGCGACAUCUGGACGAGGUGUCGUGA
Messenger RNA from Grosmannia clavigera kw1407, 1113 nucleotides. RefSeq lists its product as uncharacterized. The coding region runs from base 1 to 1113 and encodes 370 amino acids. The transcript has 2 exons. NCBI's taxonomy places the organism in Eukaryota, Fungi, Ascomycota, Sordariomycetes, Ophiostomatales, Ophiostomataceae. The record is from RefSeq and is a predicted model, not a curated record.